AUCGAUUGUGCUUUCUCGAUUAUUCGAACGGAAGUCCUCACGAGGCACCGCAAAGGAUUUAUAAUCACCGGCUUAUAUAUAUCGUGAAAAAUCAACGAAUACAAUCAUUUCCCUCAUUUUCCCUUCAAAUCAAUUUGCAGCGUCUCCUUCUAAUUCCUCUGGUUAUCUGUUUUGAGUCCCUGCGUUACUGGAAUAAUGGCGACGGGUAUUGUCAGAAGGGCAGUUUCCAGGGUUUCAUCGUCGCCCGCAUCUAUGUUGAUGAGGAUUAGAGCCCACGCUUCCGAAGCUCAAGCCCAGCAAGUCGAACCGGCGGCUCGAGAUACCUCCAACUUUAAAACCUUCCAAAUCUACCGAUGGAACCCGGAAAAUCCAUCCAAACCCCAGCUUCAGGAUUACAAGAUCAAUCUUAAGGAGUGUGGGCCCAUGGUGCUCGACGCCCUGAUCAAAAUCAAGAACGAGGUCGAUCCCACCCUCACUUUCCGUAGGUCUUGCCGCGAGGGAAUCUGUGGGUCCUGCGCCAUGAACAUUGACGGUUGCAAUGGCUUAGCCUGCUUGACUAAGAUAUCUUCUGGAACCGCCUCCACAAUUACUCCUUUGCCUCAUAUGUUUGUGAUUAAGGAUCUGGUGGUGGAUAUGACCAAUUUCUACAAUCAAUACAAGAGCAUUGAACCGUGGUUGAAGAGGAAGAACUCGCCCCCCGUGCCUGGGAAGGAGAUACCGCAGAGCAAAAAAGACAGGGCUAAACUUGAUGGGAUGUACGAGUGCAUAUUGUGCGCAUGCUGUAGCACAUCCUGCCCCAGUUACUGGUGGAAUCCUGAGUCCUAUCUCGGUCCGGCUGCUCUUCUCCACGCUAACAGGUGGAUAAGUGACAGUCGUGACGAGUACACUCAGGAGCGAUUGGAAGCCAUUAAUGAUGAGUUCAAGCUGUACCGAUGUCAUACCAUAUUGAACUGUGCUCGUGCGUGCCCAAAGGGCUUGAAUCCAGGAAAGCAAAUUCAAAACAUCAAGAAGCUUGAGUUGGGAGUUGGUAAAGCAUGAGUUUCUACUGUCAGAUGCUUGACGGUUUGUUCAAUUAAAUGUUUCUGCGGGGAACUUGCUUCCCCUCUGGAUGUGGUGAUAACCCAGCUAAUGUUGAAAUAAGUCUGCCAAUGUAUUCCUCAGCUCCGUUUGUAAAAUUUGGGCUUUGAAAUUUUAUUGUCAGUUUUCUUAGCCCCCCGCCCUCCUUUUUUUUCUUUGAAAUAAGCCAAAUAACCCCCCAGUUCGGCUGUUGCUAGCUGUAUACACUGCCCUGCAUCAGACGCUUAUAGUCUUGCACUUUGUAUGGUUAAUGCAAGGAAAUAACUUAUUUUUUUCAAUUAUAAAAACUGGUACAUCAUAUAUAUAAUCCUUUAGGUUAUUAUUUGACAGUU
Neltuma alba is the source of this 1409-nucleotide messenger RNA. RefSeq names its product succinate dehydrogenase [ubiquinone] iron-sulfur subunit 2, mitochondrial. Bases 196 to 1038 code for a protein of 280 amino acids. The transcript is spliced from 2 exons. Lineage: Eukaryota; Viridiplantae; Streptophyta; Magnoliopsida; Fabales; Fabaceae. Gene Ontology annotation, biological process: tricarboxylic acid cycle; respiratory electron transport chain; aerobic respiration. The record is from RefSeq and is a predicted model, not a curated record. Gene Ontology annotation, cellular component: mitochondrion. Gene Ontology annotation, molecular function: 2 iron, 2 sulfur cluster binding; electron transfer activity; oxidoreductase activity.